This is a messenger RNA of Aspergillus chevalieri, 1086 nucleotides long. RefSeq lists its product as uncharacterized. Lineage: Eukaryota; Fungi; Ascomycota; Eurotiomycetes; Eurotiales; Aspergillaceae. Gene Ontology annotation, cellular component: fungal-type vacuole. The record is from RefSeq and is a predicted model, not a curated record. The transcript has a single exon. The coding region runs from base 1 to 1086 and encodes 361 amino acids.
AUGAGACUAUCAACGGCGGGGCGGAGGACAGCCCACCGGCCUUCUCGCGCAUUACUACUCUUCCUAGCAAUUGCAUUGCUAGCCCGGCUAUCAAUAGCCCAAGACACAACAGAUGCCAACGAUGCCACAACCACCGACGACGCAACCGCAACCGCAACAUCCGCCGAAACAACAGAUAUAGGAACAAGCACUACCGACUCCUCAAUGUCGUCUUCGACAGACUCUUCAACGACAUCGUUGUCGUCGUCGUCAACAAGCAGCAGCAGCUACCCGAUCGUGACCGUCCCACCAACAGCAGGUGCGCCUUACAUGCAAACAUCCAGCACGCCGGAGGGAGCUGUCUUUAUCGCUGUCGGUGCAGUGCUGGGAUUCCUGGGACUUGCGGUGCUAGCAUGGCGUGGGCUGGUUGCAUGGUCUGUUAACCGGUCCGUUCGGCAACAGGCUGCUGCGAUGCAGUCGUCCGAGAAGAGGGGAUUGCUGAGGAGUAGGAGGAGAUCUGCACGGUCGAAGUCGAGGUCUAGAUCUAGAACUAGGUCGAUGUCGAGAGGGCAGUUUGGUCCGACGGGUAACUUGGAUAAUGCACCGACAGGCAAUGCAUCUGGAGGAGGUUACGAUCGUCAUAACCACCGCCGUCGAAGCAGAAGCGGAAGCCGUGGACCCCCAAGAAUGAGAGAAGUCCCGGGCUCAAGCAACCCGCUAUUCUUCUCCCCAACUGCCGGCGCAAGCAUGCACAGCGGGAAACGCUCAAGUCAGCACCACUCAGGCUAUGGCUACGGCUACGGUCACAGCACUGCAAGCACCAGCACCCCGCGCGCAAGCACCGGCCCAAUACCAAAAAAUGCAAGUGUAAGCGCAAGUAAACGAUAUCAGCCACCCUACAAAGGGAAACAUGCGUAUCCUCCUCCUCCACCGCGCGCGCGUAAUAUCCCAAUAGUCAGUCCGCCUGUUUCGCCGAAUCUACGUCCUAUGGGUGCUGGUGUUCCGAAUCAGGCGUCGCCGCCGCAGGGAAAAGCGCCGAGUGAGUAUUUGGAGGACUUGUUUGAUGGCCAUGCACGGCCGGGGAUGGGAGAUUGGGAUUGCAGAUGA